Messenger RNA from Haliotis rubra (blacklip abalone), 1250 nucleotides. RefSeq lists its product as uncharacterized. NCBI's taxonomy places the organism in Eukaryota, Metazoa, Mollusca, Gastropoda, Lepetellida, Haliotidae. The record is from RefSeq and is a predicted model, not a curated record. The transcript has 7 exons. Bases 9 to 1178 code for a protein of 389 amino acids.
UAAGGGACAUGACUCAGACAUGCCAAGACACUGCUAUACCAGAAACACACAUUCCUCCGGCUGUCUGCAACAGCAUCGCCUUGUCAAAACUCCGAUCCAUCUCAUCAGGAUUUGGCCCCCUCUUGACACGUCAAUAUGUUAAAGACGCGGAUACUCAGACUGAUGAUGACUUCAUGGCCGACAUGGAAAUGAAACACAAAAUGGUCAUUGCAGAACUGAAGACGAAAAAUGACUCCGAUGAGAAACGCAUUAAGAGACUUACAGACGAGUCCAAUGCUGAAAUCAGAAGCUUGAAAUCGGUCAUUGCAGAACUGAAGACGAAAAUUGGUUCCGAUGAGAAACGCAUAAAAAGACUUACAGACGAGUCCAAUGCUGAAAUCCGAAGCUUGAAAUCGCGCAUUGAAGAGAAAGAACUCAUCGAGAAGAGAGCGCCAACAACCAUGGACUUCUUGCUAGGUGUGGCCAGAGAAUGUGUUGUUCAUGAGCUGAAACCAGGAGCUAUAGACAGAUCUAUGUUUCUGAAGUGUACACCACUGAAGUAUGACAUGGACAGAUUCAAUCUCGACAAAGUCCACAUCAACACAGAAGGAGACAUGGUCAACAGGAAGUCGGACACCAGACCUGUAGGGGAAGGGAGACUGAAGAAGUACUGUGGAACAUGCAGUACUGACCCCCUCCCUCAGGAUGGUUGUCCCCAGUACUGGGAGGUGGAGAACAGGGUCAGUCUGGACAAACCACUCUCACAGACCAACCUCAUCCUGGAGGUUGGAGUAUGUAGGGAGGAGCAGAGGGACGCAGAUCAUUGUAUAGAUGGACGUCCUUACUCCUACUGUAUGACCGUCAACCACUGUACUACACACGGCGGGAUAUGCAGGAAGAUAUGGAAGGAGGGGAAGCAUGUGCUGUGUCUGCCUGACACUCUCCCCAACACAGCAGGGGCAUCACACACACUACAUUACGGUGUUGUCUAUGAUGACGCCAGGAAGAAGAUUGUCUUCAUUGAUGUGAAGGAGAAGAAAGUCAUGUCGACGUUAGACAAUGUAGACUGUAGUGAACCACUGUGGCCGAUGUUCGGGGUUUAUAACUCAGAUUGGGUCACUGUCAGCAUGAGACUUGUAGUGGGCAGCGACAUCUACAUGACGGAGGAGAAGGCAAUGAUUGUCAAGGCGCUUUCGUGAUGCCGUGGCGUGAGAGAGAUUUUGAUGGUGGUGGUGAUGAUGAACAAAAUUAGAUAUGUAGAUAUUGAUUUU